This is a messenger RNA of Medicago truncatula (barrel medic), 1553 nucleotides long. Its product is annotated as DNA-directed RNA polymerases I and III subunit RPAC1. Gene Ontology annotation, cellular component: RNA polymerase III complex; RNA polymerase I complex. Gene Ontology annotation, molecular function: protein dimerization activity; DNA binding. Lineage: Eukaryota; Viridiplantae; Streptophyta; Magnoliopsida; Fabales; Fabaceae. The transcript has 9 exons. The record is from RefSeq and is a predicted model, not a curated record. Bases 103 to 1302 code for a protein of 399 amino acids. Gene Ontology annotation, biological process: DNA-templated transcription.
AAAGCUAUAAAACGAUACCGUUUUAACCUUCUUCCUCCUCCAUAAACCCUAAACCCUAAAAGCUGUAUUUCUGAUACCAAACUACGAAGAGAGAGAGAGAGAAUGUCGUCGUCUGGAGAUGAAUCAAUGGCAUCGGAGAUUGAUGAACAAGAACAAAAUGGAGGAAGAGGAAUACCCGAUUACAUCAUGAACUUAGAAGACGUUCCUUCAACGCUUCCCACUCAUCUUGAACUUCAAAAAACUCGCGUUUUUUGCAAUCUCGAUGCUCCUCAACAUACAGAUACAAUACAAUAUUCUGGUGCUUAUGCAGCAUUAGGAGUUGAUAACAGUGUACGGUUGGAUAAUUUCUAUCAAAAUUUCAAGGUUGAAGUGAAACGCAUCACGGAUGAAGAAAUGGAGUUUGACAUGAUUGGUAUUGAUCCAGCAGUUGCCAAUGCUUUUCGACGAAUUCUCAUAGCAGAGGUUCCAACCAUGGCUAUUGAAAGAGUAUACAUAGCAAACAAUACAUCACUUGUACAAGACGAAGUUCUUUCCCAUAGACUGGGUCUCAUUCCUAUCGAUGCUGAUCCCAAGCUAUUUGAAUAUCCAGAUGAUGCCGGAGGUGAAAACAAUGAAAAGAACACCAUUGUGUUCAAACAACAUGUUCGUUGUGAAAAGGGUCAACCUCGUCUUACCGUGAAAUCAGAUACACUGAAGUGGUUGCCUAACGGGAGUGAGCUUAUUGCUGAAGGUACCAAAUCAGCUGCCGAUCCAGCACCAAAAACAUUUACGACUUUUAAUCAAAAGUCACUUCCUAAAUUCUCCAAAGAUCCAGCUCCUUAUAAUUUGGAUGUUAUAGUAGCUAAACUUGGACCUGGUCAGGAAAUCGAACUUGAAGCUCACGCUGUCAAAGGCAUUGGUAAGACACAUGCGAAAUGGUCUCCGGUUGCUACUGCUUGGUAUCGAAUGCUUCCCGAGGUUGUGCUCACGAAAGAUGUUAAGGAUGAGUUGGCCGAAGAACUAGUAAGCAAAUGUCCAGCUAAAGUAUUUGAUAUAGAAGAUAUUGGAAGAGGUAGAAAAAAGGCUGUGGUAAAAAACGCGCGAGCAUGCACUCUGUGUAGGGAAUGCAUAAGAGAAGCGGAUGAAGGCGAAGAAGGAGGAGAAGGGGAAAAAUGGACUGAUCGUGUAUCACUUCGUCGUGUCAAAGAUCAUUUCAUUUUUACUAUUGAAUCAACUGGAGCAAUACCACCGGAUGUGCUAUUUACUGAAGCUGUGAAGAUUCUGGAAGAUAAGUGCGAACGAGUGAUUACGGAGCUUUCUUGAUUCUUCUUUUUGCUUUGUCCUAAAAUGAAUGAAAAGGAAAAAUUCUGUACAUGAUCAGUUCGGUUAUUAUUUUAUAUUAUUUUCAGUGACAAAUUGAAACUAUAUGAAAGUUCACUCAUUGUUGGGAUGUGCAUGUGACAUGUCUAUAGACAUGAUCAGUUUUGUUUGUACCGUCCAAAUCUUAGGGGCUUAACAUAAUUGAUUUUAUGAAAAAAGGAAUGAAUGCAUUGAAUGACACCCGGUUUGAGAAA